AUGUCACCACGACGUGGUAAGCCCCAGAGAGGGGGCCAUAGGCAGGGGGGGGGAAUGUUAAUUAAACAAGUUUUGGAUACUAGAAGUAGGUCAAAAGCCAAGAAGAAAACUACAAAGGCCACCGAAGUCAUUAAAAAGAUUCUCACAAUUCUCGGAGUAAGCAGAAGUCCCUUUAUUAGGCAAAAGAAGCAAAGAGCGCACUCAGUGCGAUUCGCCUGGGUCUCACAGGGUCAUCAGGAUGCUAAAGGCAGUUUAGUCAUGUCUAGAACAAUAGUUGACGAGCUUAUCGGGUUUGAACAAAAGAGGGAACGGAACGAAUAA
Messenger RNA from Acaulospora morrowiae, 321 nucleotides. The record is from the annotation of a GenBank genome assembly. NCBI's taxonomy places the organism in Eukaryota, Fungi, Glomeromycota, Glomeromycetes, Diversisporales, Acaulosporaceae.